Didymella exigua CBS 183.55 is the source of this 4545-nucleotide messenger RNA. RefSeq names its product UCH-domain-containing protein. The transcript has 2 exons. Bases 1 to 4545 code for a protein of 1514 amino acids. Gene Ontology annotation, biological process: protein deubiquitination. The record is from RefSeq and is a predicted model, not a curated record. Lineage: Eukaryota; Fungi; Ascomycota; Dothideomycetes; Pleosporales; Didymellaceae. Gene Ontology annotation, molecular function: cysteine-type deubiquitinase activity.
AUGAAGGAAGCAGUCAAAGAAGCAUCGCACGAGAACAGCAGCAGCAUACCGAGCGUGCGUGGGGAGCAAACCGCUACCGGUGCCAGCUCGCCGAGUGAGGCUUACGCAAAUCUCUCGCUCGAGAGCGCCGACAGCUCUGCGACAGACUCCUUAGAGCGCACGCGCGUGGGCUCUGAUCCUCGCACCGCGCACCGAGCCUCCUCGCCCGCCAAACGCCUGCACUCAGACAUGGACGACGCCGGCAGUAUGGACAUCGACGCGCCAACCGCGAGCAACUCUCGACGGGGCAGCGGCACAUCGAGCCCACGCCCCACCAAGCCGCUCCCUGCUGCCGCCAUGCAGCGCAGCGCUCGGGCAACGUCAGUCGAGAUGGCAGACGCGCCCAACGACAGUGUCAGCUCUGAGGGUGCUUCGCCGGCAGACUUGCCUAGUCUGGACGAGCAGGUCGCUGAGGUCAUGGCCAUGUCAGGCGCCGAGCUCGAGGAAGGCCAGGAGGGCUAUGUUGUGUCUGAGGCUUGGCUGGAGCGAGUCUGGGCGCGCACAACAGAGGGCAAGACCAGACCGAAAGAGUUCAGCAAAGAGGCCACACAGGGCCCGAUUGGACCAGUAGACAACUCAGGGCUUGUGGACACUGAAGCGCUGAGAACUCCUUUGGUUGACCAGAGCGGCGCCGACUUCAUUCCUCUGCGUCAAGGCCUGAUGCUGCACCAGAACCUCGAAGUGUUGCCUGCGAAGGCCUGGGAGCUGGUCGUUCGCUGGUACAGCCUCAAGGAGGGCAGCCCUGUUAUUCGACGCUACGUGCAGAACACUGUGCCCGAUAAGAGCAGCUCAAACCUGCUGUGGGAGCUCUACCCGCCUAUAAUUACAAUCCGCAAGGUCCGCAAGGCUGCAGCGACGCCAACUGAGGAAGCGAAGCUUGCACAGCGCAUUGUGGCCAGCAGGAGUGACAACUUCCAGAAGUUCCUUGACGCUGCGAAGAUAGCAGCUGGUAUCGACGUGAACAGCAAGGUUCGUGUCUGGAGAAUUCUCGCAACCGCACCCUCAGACGGCCCUCAAGAGAAGGCACAGUCGCAGCCAACUGGCAUAUUGACACCAGAUGCGUCGCCGCGCGGUGGCAGUCCCGUUGCUGGCGAGGCGACGCACCGCAUGUCGCUGAUCAUGGACACUGCGAGCUUCACCGGCCUUGCUAACGGCACCGAGCGCGAGCAAGUGACUAGCAAGGACGAGAAGGCAAAUGAAGAAUCGAAUCCGUCGGUGACUCUCGACGCCGCGAGUCUUACCCAAGAUCAGGUCAUUGUGCUUGAGGAAGCUGACGAGAACGGCGAGUACAUGUCGGAUACCGUUCCAGUCAAAACCAAGUUCAAGACUGCGGCAGAGCUCAGGGCAGGCAUGAAAAGCGGCAGCACCAGUGGUAGAAGCACGCCUACUGGUGGCCCACUUACAAGAGGCAGGACACGCAGCGGAAAGGUCCGCGGCCAGACCGGCCUCACGAAUUUAGGCAACACAUGCUACAUGAACUCCGCUCUUCAAUGCCUGCGCAGUGUCGAGGAGCUCAGCUUGUACUUCCUUAAUAACCAGUGGGAGAAUGAGGUCAACAAGGUCAACCCUAUCGGUUACAAGGGACAAAUUGCGAGCGUAUACGCCAACCUGGUCAACAGCAUCUACAGUGUCAAUGGGUCAUCGUCCUUUUCGCCUAAACAGUUCAAACAGACUCUCGGCAGAGCCAACAGUCUGUUCAGUGGCUAUGGGCAGCAAGACUCUCAGGAAUUCUUAAGUUGGCUUAUCGACGCGCUUCACGAGGAUCUGAACCGCAUCAUCACCAAACCUUACAAGGAGAACCCGGAUUCAGACGAUAAUACCUUCCGAGAUCCAGAGGCGAUGAAGCAGUUGGGCGAGAUCUACCGGGGAAAUUACCGUGCACGCAACGAUUCCGUUUCGACAGACCUGUUCAAUGGCUUCUACAAGAACACCAUGGUGUGCCCGGAGUGCGACAAAGUCAGCAUCACAUUCGAUCCAUACAGCCAGUUAACUCUGCAAUUACCCAUCGAGCAAUCCUGGUCACAUACCAUUACCUAUGUACCCUUAUACGGCAAGCCUCAACAGCUUGAUGUUGACAUCGACAAGAACGCCACCAUCAAGACACUGAAGGAGUACGUCGGUAAGCGUUUCGGUGGCGUGAAACCCAACCGCCUCAUGGUCUCUGAAGUUUAUGGCCACAAGUUCUACCGCCAUCUCGAUGACAAUGCUUCGAUCUCCGAAUGCAACAUCGCUACUCGUGACGAUAUCUUUUUCUACGAGCUUGAACAUGUACCCAGUAACUGGCCGGCUCCUAAGAAAAAGCCAAAGGUCAAGACCUUCAUGUCUCAGUCCUCUGAAGACGACCUUCCCAAUUCGGCAUCCUCGCUCCACGAUAGAGUCAUCAUUCCCGUGUUCCACAGAGGACCAAGUGCAUCCUCAUAUAGGGGUUCGCAGUUCACAAUGACACUGUGGCCGUUCCAUAUUGUCGUGACACGCGAGGAAGCGAAGGACUACGAUGAAAUCCUGCGCAAAGUGCUUGCAAAGGUCGCACAGUCUACCACCCGCCCUAUUCUCACGGAGCUCAGCGGGAGCUCCUCUGACCAGUCUCGACCAGGCUCAGACGUUGUCGUCACAACUGAAGAGGACGCACUGCCCAAUGGCGACCCCCGCGUCAAAGAUGGCUCCAUCGAGAGCGAAGACAUGGUCGAGGUCACAAUGACAGAUGCAGAGACGCCCGUUGCCAAGACGUCAAAUCAGUCGGAACUUCCGGAGAUCCUCAAGGCUGGCGCCUUCAUCGAACCACAAUUUAACCAGCUUUUCGAGAUGAAGUACGCUCGCAAAGGCAACGAGUUUGUGCCUACCGGCUGGACUUCGGUUGACCACACCAAGACACUUGAGCCCAUCUCGAAGCGGAUACCAGUCCCUUUGGAGCGAGCGGACUCUGAACAGUCUUCUCGUGCAGGCAGCGAGUCGUCGAGCGAAGAAGACGGGGACUCACCUCAGUCGACUGCUGAUAUUGAUAUCGACCUCAAGGCUGCUAUUGAAGAAGCAAACGUCAGUAGCGACGAAGAGAUACCUUCCAUCGAGCCCCUCGAGCCCUCCGAACCUAUCCGUGGCGGCCGACAGAAGAAGAAGAGCAAGAAGGCCAGGAAGCACGAGCGAAAACUAGAACGUAAGCACAAGAACAACAAGAACUGGAAGGCCAAGAAGAGAGCACCAGAACAGCCAAUCUUCCCUGAUGAUGCUGAAAACGACAAUGAGGGUUUGAUCCGUCUUGGGGAAGCUAUCGUGUUGGAGUGGAACCCUGAGGCUUAUGAUGCGCUCUUUGGUGGCCUGAACGCCGAUGAUUCUCGCGGCACGGACGUCAUGAAGAGCAUCGAGACAUUCGAUGAUCCUGAGAUCGCAGAGAAGAAUGCCAAGCGAAUUGCUCGUAAGAAGAGCGGGAUCACGUUGGACGAGUGUCUUACGGAGACAUCAAAGAGCGAGACGCUGUCUGAAGACAACCCGUGGUACUGCAGCAACUGCAAGGAGAUGCGCCGCGCGACGAAGACACUCGAUAUCUGGACAGUACCGGACAUCCUGAUCAUUCACUUGAAGCGCUUCAGUGGGUUCCGUUCUUUUAGGGACAAGAUCGAUGAUAAAGUUGACUUCCCAGUCCAAGGUCUGGAUCUCAGCGGCAAGGUCGGAUUCCCCGAGGACAAGAGUCUUGUGUACGAUCUUUUUGCGGUAGACAACCAUUUCGGCGGCCUAGGAGGAGGUCACUACACAGCCACUGCUCAAAAUUUUUUCGACAAGCAGUGGUACAACUACAAUGACUCCUCGGUGCACAGAUGCUCUGGUGGUGAGGAAGCUGUUACGAAGGCCGCCUACCUGCUGUUUUAUCGCCGCCGCUCCAGUAGCCCUUUAGGCCCAGAGUCGCUACAGAAGAUCGUCCAAAAGGAUAUCGAAGCCGGCUCUGAUGACGAGUCUGAUAUUGAGAACCGUUCGCGUUCACCGGCGGGAAACGGCUCGCGCCUCGGCGGCUCGUCCCGCAAUGGAUCGUCGAGAGCUGGCGCAGCAGGAGCGGAAGCCGGAGUCCUGUACGGGGAUGGCUCAGCCCUUUCGGCAGCCGCAAUCCCUCGAGGGACCCUAGCAAGGAACGGAGCAGGUCUCGAGAGUCUCGACGGGAAUAGUCCGCCAGAUUAUGACGACGAGACUUUGGGUGAUGACGAAGGCUUCAGCGGUAUCGAUACCCAAGGCGGUGGUGGCAUGCUGUACGGACCGGUCGCUCCCCGCUAUCUGGAUGACGGGCCCACAUGGAGCUUUGACACUCUGGCCGCAGGCCGUGGUAACGAUUCAGACGAUGCCUUGUCUAACGCUCCUGCCCUAGGGUCGGACAACGGCGAGUACCUUGAGCAGCGCAUGAUGGAGGACUUCGGCGAUGACGAAUCGACUCCAUUCCCUGGCACGUCAACACCCAUGCACUUCGAGCCACCAUCCGGUGUCGACGAUGAGGAGGUCAAGGAGAUUCGCAUCGAGGCGGAUUAA